Molecule: messenger RNA, 1806 nt
Organism: Medioppia subpectinata
Lineage: Eukaryota; Metazoa; Arthropoda; Arachnida; Sarcoptiformes; Oppiidae
Source: the annotation of a GenBank genome assembly
AAAACAAAUAUAGCGUUCAAUGAGUGAAAGCAUUCAUUCAUUCAAACAAAUCAUUGUUUAUUUCAUUUGAUUUUAUAUUUAAAUUACAAUAAAUUGUUAAUUGUUUUGUCAAUUGUUUAGCCGUUAUAUUGAGCGCCGAUUUGUUUGCUAUUGAAUUGUGAAUCAAAUAUAAAAAGUGUGACAAAUGUCUGAAACUCCGAUUGAGAUCGACAUGGGCGAAAGUCCGGCGCAUUCGACGUUUGGCACGAAUCCCAUUGUCAUCGAAGAGGACGACGACAUCCAAGUGAUGGCAUCGCUUCCCAAUCAGAACCACACGAAGACGUCGCCCAUGAACUCGUCGGACACGUCCGGCCACUCGUCCGCAUCGAAGUCGACGCCACUGUUGUGCGAGAAAUGCAAGACCGAGACCGUGGAGAACGGCGUCACCACCGAAGACAUGACGUCCAAAGACUAUUACUUCGAUUCGUACGCUCAUUACGGCAUCCAUGAAGAGAUGCUCAAAGACGAGGUCCGCACUCUCACCUAUAGGAACGCUAUGAUCCAUAAUAAACACCUCUUCAAGAAUAAGGUGGUGCUCGACAUCGGGUGCGGCACUGGUAUACUCAGUAUGUUUGCCGCCAAAGCCGGCGCCCAACACGUGAUCGGGAUCGAAUGCAGUGGAAUCGUAAAUUUGGCCGAACAGGUGAUCAAAGACAACAAUCUUUCACACAAAAUCACUUUAAUUAAAGGAAAAGUAGAAGAAAUAGAGUUACCGCAGGAAUACCCGAAAGUCGAUAUCAUUAUCUCCGAAUGGAUGGGCUAUUGUCUGUUCUACGAGUCUAUGUUAGACACAGUCAUCUACGCCAGGGAUAAAUGGAUGAAUCCCGAUGGCCUCCUAUUCCCGGACAGAGCGACACUCUUUAUCACUGCCAUCGAAGAUCGUCAGUACAAAGACGACAAAAUCAAUUGGUGGGACGAUGUCUAUGGCUUUGACAUGAGUUGCAUCCGAAAGAUAGCGAUCGCCGAGCCGUUGGUCGAUGUGGUGGACGCCAAGCAAGUGGUGACCACUAACUGUUUGAUCAAAGAAGUGGACUUAUAUACAGUGAAGACAUCGGAUUUGGCGUUUAAGGCUAAUUUCCAUUUGCAAGUCAAGAGAGACGACUACAUCCAGGCAUUUGUCACGUACUUCAACAUCGAGUUCUCCAAAUGUCAUAAACGCACCGGUUUUUCGACCUCCCCUGAAUGCGGUUAUACUCAUUGGAAACAAACCGUCUUUUAUAUCGACGACUAUUUGACUGUAAAGCGCGGCGAAGAGAUCAACGGUAGCUUUCAGAUGACUCCUAAUCCCAAAAAUAAGCGAGACAUGGAUUUCGAGAUGUUUGUGAAUUUCAGGGGAGAGCUGUCAGAACUUCAAGAGCCGUUCGCCUAUAAAAUGCGUUAAAAAGAGAUGUUAUUUAUUAAUAUUUAGGUUAAACUUUCAAUUGGAUGAACCAUUAGAUUAAUAAAUGAAAAGAAAAGACAUUUUUUGCUAUUAUUUUGUAUUUUGAAAGCGAAACACUAUUUUAAAGUUUUAAUCUCUUUAUAACUAAUAUUUAAGUAAAUUGUUCGGCAAUUAGUUAACGACAACUCUAUCUCUCAGUCUAUAUAUCUCUCAAUAACAAUGUUUUCAUGCGAUUCAUAACAUGUGAAUAGUUUUACGGAUAAAACAUUUGUUACUUUCAUUGAAAUAUUUUCUCUUUAAGACCGAAAAAAGUUUAUUAUUAAUUAAUAUUUUUUUGUAUUUUGUAAUUGUUUUAAAUAUAUAAUGAAUGCUACAUUUAAAAGACA